This is a messenger RNA of Rotaria sp. Silwood1, 960 nucleotides long. Lineage: Eukaryota; Metazoa; Rotifera; Eurotatoria; Philodinida; Philodinidae. The record is from the annotation of a GenBank genome assembly.
AUGCAAACUUUUGAUGAUAUUACAUUCAAUGGUAAUUUAUAUACAACUAGGAGCUCUUUGGCACUUCUACUUUACGAACAAAAUGGAGUAGCUAUGGCUAUUCCAUUGCCUAAUGCUAAUCUAAUGUCUUUUAUUCGGGUUUUUGGUAAUGCCAGACAAUGUCGAGAUCAUAUCGAGACAAAUCGAAACCGUCGAAAAAUGAUCACACUCUUUGCUUAUGAUAAAAAUAUGCAAGAAUGGUUGGGAAAUAAUGAUGCAGAUAUACCACCUAAUCUUCAAGAAAUAAAAAUUUUCUGCGGAGCUGAUGAUCAGCCAUUUGUCGCUAGAUGGGCAAGACGUCACAUCCGACGAUUCCAAAACGCUACAUUCGAAAUAAUUAGUUGUGAUAGACUCAAUCAUGAAUUACUAUUAUUUGGUGUUAACUUCUUACGAAAACUGCAUUCAGAUUUUCGACCUCGUUCACGCUUACAAAGGCGUUCGUACCAUAAUUACAAAAAAAUUUGUCAUGCUUUAGCCAAUUAUUUCUGGCAUGAAGCUAAUAACGAGAAUGUUUGAACUAACAUUGAUAGACAAUAUGUAGAAGCAGAUAAUUAGUUUAAUAUAGUUUUUUCUCCAUUGUGACCUAGUAUAUUUGCAUUGAAUAGAAGUGGCUCUUAUAAAGCCAGCUUAGAACGGCAAGUAGGGAAAAUAAAACAAGUAUACCAUGAAUAUACUAACGAGGGAACAUUCGCAAGUGUCACAUCGCUUUUAAGUCGACCAUACGCGCACUAUGUAUAUCCUAACGAUCUAUGAAUUCUCUGAAAAAAGCUCGUGUCGCUAGCUUAUUAUUGCUGAGAUACUGCCUUUGUACGGUAUGUUUAAGAAAAAGAGCUGUGGCCCGCUUCAGGUACACUUGAAAAACUGAAUUUCGAGGGUGUGGGUGGGUCUGGGUGUGGGUGUGGGUGUGGGUGUGAUGUGGGU